This is a messenger RNA of Nomia melanderi (Alkali bee), 6146 nucleotides long. RefSeq names its product NAP domain-containing protein SET (gene Set). Gene Ontology annotation, cellular component: nucleus. Lineage: Eukaryota; Metazoa; Arthropoda; Insecta; Hymenoptera; Halictidae. Gene Ontology annotation, biological process: nucleosome assembly. The record is from RefSeq and is a predicted model, not a curated record.
CAGUUUAGCUUGCUUACCCGCCGCGAAUUAGUGACACGAGCGUGACGAACGCGGAGUGAGUGCGUACUGAAAAUAAACAGAAAGUAGUGGAGUGGUGACAAGAGCGCGGGUCCAACGAUGGCUUCGCCGAACAAAAAGUCCAAGGAAUUGGAGGACCCAAGUUCGGGCGAGGGUGUUGAGUCGCGAGAUUACGACAUUGAAAUACAAAAGACACUCGAAGAGAUUGACGGGUGUCAGAAUCAAAUCGAUGGCCUCAAUGAGAAAGCCAGCGAUGAAAUCCUCGAAGUUGAGAAGAAGUAUAAUAAGUUGCGUAAGCCCUAUUUCCAAAAACGGAAUGACAUUAUUAAGAGGAUACCCAAUUUUUGGGUCACUGCUUUUGUAAACAACAAAGAAAUAGCAGAAAUAUUGGAAGAAGAUGAAGAAGAUGCGCUUCGAUUCUUAAAUAAGCUGGAAGUGGAAGAAUUUGAAGAUAUUAAAUCUGGUUAUAGAAUUAAUUUCCACUUCGAUGAAAAUCCAUAUUUCGAGAAUGAGGUUCUAACUAAAGAAUUUCAUCUUGGUUCUUCUGGAGAUCCAGCUUCUCAAAGUACACCUAUACGUUGGAAAGAUGGUGCAGAUUUAACUAAAAGAGCAAAAACCAAAGCCCCAUUGAAAGGUCGCAAAAGGCCGUUGAAACACAGGUCAUUUUUUGACUGGUUUACGGAUCAUGGAGAUCCAAGUUCAGAUGAAAUAGCAGAAUUAAUUAAGGAUGAUAUGUGGCCUAAUCCUUUACAGUAUUACUUAGCCCCAGAUAUGGAUGUUGAAAAUGGUAUUGAAGGAGAUGGCGAAGAUUGUGACACAGAAGAAGAAGAAGAAGAAGAAGAUGGUGGGGCAGAUGAUGGUGAUGAAGCUGGUGAGGGCGAAGAAGGAGAUGACAGUAUAGUUGUUGUCGAAGAUGAUGUUGACGAAGAUGAAGAAGAAGAAGAGGCUGUGAAUGAUGAAGAUGAUGGGGUAAACGAGGAAGAUGAAUUAUUAGUUGAUGAUGAAGUGGAUCGUGAAGAUGGUGAUGGAGAUGAACCCGAAUAAAAUUCAAAGUUGAUUUUUCAUAACAUUGGUUACAGUCAUAGAGAUUGAGAAAGGAUCAUUGAAAAUACACAUCAGAUUGGUCGAAAAUAGAAAAAGUUUGCAGGACUGAAACUAUUGAGCCAUAUGAAUAAACCUUGGGACAAUUUUUGGAAAAUAAAGUAGGAAACUGAGUUUAGCAAACCUAAUAUCUCUUAGCACGAAAGGAUAUCGCUUUUAUGAAAAUUCAAUAUUUAUUCGAUUGUGCUGAAAGUUAUUAAGACAAUGAGGGGGUCUGAAUUAAACUAGAUAGGUUUUACUGUUCACUUUGUUCCGCAACAGUUUCAGAAUGCAGUAUGAAAUCCUUAGUUAUAUUCAUAUGGCCUAGUCAUUCUUUAUUAUAAUAGGCAAACAGAUGAAAAACACCUGUUUAAUUUUAACGUGUUAUAACUAUAUUAAGAAAGAAGUAAAUUAUAAAUCAUGACGCGAUGAUGAACAGGUGUUUUUUCUUGUUUUGUCUCUUCAUGAAAAUCUAUUUCAUCACAUUUCUUCCUGAACGAGGUGUUUUAAGUACUUUUUGAGAGUGACAGUUUACAAUUAUAUGUCGAGAUUUGUAGCGUCUUUGUUGUUACCGAGGGAUAACUUUUAGACCAUUAACAUUAGGUAAUUGUAAAAAGUUGUACUCUACUAUUAGAUUACAUUUCUGAAAAUGCUUUUAUUAUUUAUUUAAUACUACAAGAUUAUAAAAGAAGAAGAAAAAAACAAUUUUAUAGGUUCUCAGUAAUUAUACUUUAAAGUAUGAUCGAAAACAUAUCGCAGAGAAUUACAAUUUUAUUAACGCAAUAGUGUAUUUAGACUUUGUGUAUAAGAAUGUAUAAAACAUUACCAUGAUUCAUAUUGUUAUGGUUCGUUUUAUUAAUGUCUAGAAAUUUACACUUAAAAAUGUAGAAAGUUUGAUAAAAUCAUCAUUAUUCCUAUACAUAUAUGUUUGUAUUCCCUUAAUACUUUAAUUUUAUGAAGAAAUAUUUGUAUGUUUGUAAAACAAUAUAUUAUAUUGCGUUUAACGUUACCGAUUAUAAUAUAUUUACAAACAUUUUUACAUUAAUAUAUUAUUCAUAAAAAAAGUUUUCUUGAAUAUCAUGAAUCAGCGUAUUAACGUUGUACGAUAUAAUGCAUUCAUGCAUCUUCUGUUGAAGUAUAUGCAAAAAGAAAUGGAGACGAAUAAAAUUAGUUUCAUACAUGCCUGAGGAAAUGUUGAACCCAAAAUUAAGAAGUAAUUAUAAUAAUUAUUAUUACUUAUUUAUAUUUUUAUUUAUGAAACUUUUCAGUUUGUAUGUAAAGGAUAAACUUACCUUAACAUCAUAAUUUAAUAAACAAUUGAGACUUGUCACGCUCAAAAUAGGAAUCAACUCGUUCUAACUCUUCCAGAUUUUACACAAUAAAAUUUCCAUUCUCGCGAAAUGAAGAUAUAUCGCAAACGUUUUCCCACGUAUAGUUCGUCGCGCACUUCUAAUUCUAAAGACACCUUUUCAAAUUACUGUUGCGAUUCAAAGGUGAAGUUAGAAUCAGGAGUCAAUUGUAACCCCUGUUAUAUUCCCCGCGGUGUGCCAACGAAGAACACAUUGCGAUCAAUUUUAGACUUCGGGUGCAAGCAAAGGUUCUAUCGAAUGGUUCUUAAUCAGCGUUUCCCUCUGGGAUCUAGGAAAAAUCAAAUAAUUACGCCGCUCAAAGUAGAUAAAAUAUUUAUACCUGAUUUGAUUAUUCAAAACUAUCCAAGGGAUACACAUGUUUUUAAGCGUAACCAGUUUAUUAGGUCUUGGAUAAAACAGUUUCAACAUAAGGAACGAUCUUUCGAUUAAUACGUGAAAUUAUUAUGAUAUUAUAAAAAUCUCCUAGAAUAAGAUUCCUAUUUUUCUACUGAAUAUUUAACGUUAGCAAUGUAAGCAAUUAUUUGAUUCCUCCUAGAAAGCGAUAAGGUGCACUCAUCUAUGACAUGUAUUGUCAUUAAAAUUUAAAAAAAAACCAACUACUGUCCUGGAAUGUCGCUGCGUAAUUGAUACGAUGCGCGGUUGUAAGAGAUGUAUUAGCGCGAUGAGGUGCAGGAUAUAUUUAACGUUCAAUGUCAAUUUUAAUCCCUCGUAGAGACACUCGAACCAUUUACCGUUAUUACCAUAUUAUAUUUAAAAAAACACAAGAAAUAAGUAGUUAUAUCAAUGAUGUUCACUUAAUAUAAUUUCUGGUGGUUCAAUCAAGUUCAUGUAAAAUUUGAAUUGACACUUCACAAAAUUUUGAUCAAUUUAUACUGAAUCAAAGAAAAACAUGCUAAGCGAAGAAAGUAAUAUAAGAAUAAAUAUUCAAAUCUAUAAAAUAAUAGCUGAUAAUUAUGAAAAGUGGCCGUUUUCUAAGAAAAGAAAAGAAAAGGAGAAUUAAAUGUUGUCCUUAUGUUGCCAUAUUGCCAUAUCUAAUUUAUAUAUCGAAGAAGCAUCACAUAUUAAAAAUUAUGUGUUAAUAUAUGAUAGUAGCUCGUCCAUACUUGUAAUGUGUUUAUAAAAUAGGGAGCAAACUGCAUUGCGCUUCAUAAUUUGCACUUCUUUAUAGUACGUACAGAAGGCAGCUGUAUACAUAAGUUUCAAAUUUCUCAGGGGUUGAGUAAAUUGAUCUUUUAUAUAUCCUGUACGUGAAAUUAGAUGUCGCGAAUUCUCAUGAAAUAUUAGAUUUAUUCUGUACCUCGUCUGCGGUAUUAUGUAGUCCUGCGAGUUGGCACAUGGUCGCACAAAAGGAUACCUGUGUCCGGGAUGAAUGAGUGAGAGUAGGCGAGCAGAGAGUAACGACACAGAACAACUGGGUGUAUACAUUUUUCCAAUCAAUCGACGUAUUCGUGUUACGCAAUCAUACAGCAAAUUAACGAAAUAAAGUUGUCAGUUUGAGAUAGGAAUGAGUUUUUAUAUUUGAAAUUGCUUAGCGAUAUAAGACGAACGAUUGUGAGACAUUCUAUUGCAAGAAAAUCGGUCGCAACGUUUUACCCGGAUACGUUUCCUUUUGGUUUCAUUAUAAUAUCGCUCGUAAAUGAAUGGUUAUUAAAUUAAACGUAUUGUUUCGUCGAUUCUUACGUAUUAUUCUCGUACGAAUGAUUUUCCCCACAAUUCAUUGUAACGAUUUCCGUUUUGUCGAUAAAAAUUGCAUUCUGGUGGCACCGUUUUUCUCUUUAACAUUCAACCCGAUCGUCAUCCCUGGUUUUCCCCUUCUGGAAAAUACAUCGAUCAUGUAUUUGCUAAAAGCCUCGACUCGCUUUUGAUUGUUUCGUAUAGAAAAUUGAUCAGUUUUGUACAUGUACAGAAUAGAAAUUUCAUCUCGAGAUUACAUUAUAUUUCUUGGUAACACCACGAAACAUUCGGAGAUAUCGAUGUGACCAAGGAACAAAAUUAUACGAGGAAAAUUAAAGAGGAAAGAAAGAAAGAAAAUAUACAGAAAAGUGUAACGAGAAUAAGUGGUAAAUAUAAGAUGCUAAUAUAUAAGAUUUUAUUGUUUGUAAUACGUGUUUGUAAGAUGUAAGAAAUUUGUUAAAAAAAACGUUUUUACUGGUAUAAAAAUUCUAUCGACGUACAGGGAAUCAGGGAUGUGAAACGAAACGACGAUUAUCCGAACUUAAUGAAACAUUCGCAAAUAAAUUCUUCACAGAACAAGAGAGGAUCGCCUUUAGCGUACUAAUGAUAAGCAGUCUUGACACGUGUUCAUUAUUUGCAUCCCCAUUUUUCGUUACAGUGGUAUAUCAUUGAAAAUAUUUUUCCACGCUGAUCUGCUGCUAUUAUUUACACACUGGUAUACAGACGAAAGAAUAAUGUACAUGGAAAAUAAAGUUGAUCGAGUAAGUAACGUGAACGUUUGAAAACCUUUAAUAGAUGACGUUUCACAUUUUUAUUUUUUUUUUUUGUUAGAAUUAAAAUAUUUAUUUUGAUUUUUAGCAUAUUUCUUUAUGAUUUCAAUCAUUUUAAUUGUAUCCUAAAGAUAACCAGCUAAUUUUUUUACGCACUUGUUUAUUAUGGUAGACCUCUGUGAAUGAAAUAGCUGUAUAGAAAAUAUUACUUGUUCAGGGAACGAUAGAAAAAUCUAGUUCGAUGGCCGAAAGCUGAAGUAUCGUAUUAGAUAGCUUUCGUAACUCUGCGAUUAACUUUCCCGUUUGGAUAAUCGACGUUUUUUAUUUCACGCGAAAUUAUAAUUUUCUGUUUCAUUUAACCGAUGAUUUGGCAUAUAACAUUUCUCCUCGAAGAUUUUCUAAUUGAUUUAAUCGCAAUGAUACAUACCCACCCUUUUGUGUUUGUAAUAAAUCGAUUGUUCGAAUCUGCAGUGUUUUAAACGGAUUUAAGUGUAAAGAUAUGACUUACGUAAGUUUUAAUAAGAAUAGUGGAUUCUCGUUUUCUAGGUGAUGUACCGACAGGAAAGUUUUAGGAACUAUAUUUUACGAUGCGUAGUAAUUUAUUGUGCCAUUAGUGUUUACAAAAUUUUUUACCGUAGUUUCUACUUUAAUACUAUUCACACCAUCUGUACAUAUAGAGUAGUAUUCUAUUAUUCUACUAAAUUAUGGAUUUGAGGUAAAUAUUAAUAAGUUAUUUCUUUUUAUACGACGUAUCGAAGACCCGAUGUUAUAAGACAUUUUACAUAUAUCGGUAUCGUAUACAGUUAUAAAUAUAGCUUUAUAAGUAUCGAGAUAUAUUCCUGUAAUGUUUCAAUUUACAAUUUUUGGUUUGAUCGAGUAUAUUUUCUAGUGUGUUCAACGAAAGCGAAAUUAGGAGAAAAAAAAAUGAAUUCUGAACAACAAAUUGUAUACAAUUAAACAUAAAUAAGAAUGAUCUGAAGUGAAUUUAUCCUUCAAUAAAACGAAUGUACAAUAUAAUUUGCACCACUAUAGUUGUUAAGAUACGAUAAAGUGCUAUAAUCUUUUGAUAAAUAAAUAUGAUAACACACAAUAAUCCUAAGAUACGAUUGAACAAACGUGACGAGAUGGCAUGGACGCGUAUUUAAUAUUUAUUAUUUUACACCAUUGUCAUCGUAAAAGUAUGUUCGAUUAAUUUUCAUUUCUGACAAUAAAUUUAUCUCGAAUUAGUCGUUAC